Messenger RNA from Triplophysa rosa, 1943 nucleotides. RefSeq names its product proteasome 26S subunit, non-ATPase 11a (gene psmd11a). Gene Ontology annotation, cellular component: proteasome regulatory particle, lid subcomplex. Bases 22 to 1287 code for a protein of 421 amino acids. The transcript has 13 exons. NCBI's taxonomy places the organism in Eukaryota, Metazoa, Chordata, Actinopteri, Cypriniformes, Nemacheilidae. Gene Ontology annotation, biological process: ubiquitin-dependent protein catabolic process. Gene Ontology annotation, molecular function: structural molecule activity; protein binding. The record is from RefSeq and is a predicted model, not a curated record.
GGCAAUUGGUGAAUUGGUAAGAUGGCGGCUGCGGCGGUAGAGUUUCAGAGAGCACAGUCGCUGCUCAGUACGGAUAGGAAUGCGUCCAUUGACAUUUUACAUGCUAUCGUCAAACGAGACGUCCAAGAUGAUGAUGAAGAAGCUGUGCGUGUCAAAGAACAGAGCAUCUUGGAACUGGGCAGACUGUUGGCCAAGACUGGACAAGCUGCUGAAUUGGGAGGUCUGCUGAAGUAUGUCCGACCGUUCCUAAACUCCAUCAGCAAAGCAAAGGCAGCCCGACUUGUACGCUCCCUGCUUGAUCUGUUCUUGGACAUGGAGGCUGCAACUGGUCAAGAGGUGGAAUUAUGUUUGGAGUGCAUUGAGUGGGCCAAAUCAGAAAAGAGGACUUUUCUACGUCAGGCCCUGGAGGCCCGUCUGGUCUCUCUGUAUUUUGACACCAAACGGUACCAAGAGGCUCUGCAGCUCGGCUCUCAGCUCCUGCAAGAGCUAAAGAAGAUGGAUGACAAAGCUCUGCUGGUGGAGCUGCAGCUGCUGGAGAGCAAGACGUAUCACGCAUUAAGCAACUUGCCCAAGGCCAGAGCAGCUCUCACCUCUGCCAGGACGACAGCUAACGCCAUCUACUGCCCUCCAAAGCUGCAGGCUGCUUUAGACAUGCAGUCAGGCAUUAUUCACGCUGCUGAGGAGAAGGACUGGAAAACGGCGUAUUCGUAUUUCUACGAGGCCUUUGAGGGCUAUGACUCUAUUGACAGUCCGCGUGCCAUCACUGCACUCAAAUACAUGCUGCUCUGCAAGAUCAUGCUCAACUUGCCAGAGGAUGUGCAGGCCCUGAUCAGUGGCAAACUCGCCCUCAGAUAUGCAGGCAGACAGACAGAUGCACUUAAAAGUGUGGCCCAGGCCAGCAAGAACAGGUCACUCGCUGACUUUGAGAAGGCAUUGACAGAAUAUAAAGCUGAGCUUCGGGAUGACCCCAUCAUCAGCACCCAUCUGGCCAAACUCUAUGAUAAUCUGUUGGAACAAAACCUUAUCAGGGUCAUCGAGCCCUUCUCCAGAGUGCAGAUUGAACACAUCUCUGAGCUGAUAAAACUCUCAAAGGGGGAUGUUGAAAGGAAACUGUCACAGAUGAUUUUAGAUCAAAAAUUCCAUGGAAUCCUUGACCAAGGGGAGGGUGUCCUGAUUGUAUUCGAUGAGCCUCCAGUAGACAAAACAUAUGAAGCCGCCCUUGAAACAAUUCAGAACAUGAGCAAAGUAGUGGACUCGCUCUAUAACAAAGCCAAGAAAUUGACAUAGGUUGAGCAUUGGACCCUACAGCCGAGAGCAUGGCCAGUGUAGGAGACCUUGGGGGAAAUGGAGGGAACGAUGCAGACAUCAAGAAAAAAAAGGUCUAACACCCCAUAAACUGACUGGUUCCUGCCGUCCUAUCUGGCUUUCACUUGGACAUUUUUUACCACCUUCCUCAAUGAACGAACUACUUCUAUUACGACGGGAUCACCUUUAUUAUUAAAAUGUUUUGCUGGUAAUGCAUUUCUUUGUAUCAUGGCUGUGCCUAAUCAGCCAUCAGGGAAUCUUCGAAAAAAUAAAAACUCCCCUGCAUUGUAACUGUUUGAAAUGUAUAUACAUAGAUCUCUUAUAGAGCAAAGCUGAUUUGGCCAAUCCAGGGGCCACUGAUUUGAGUUGUAGACUGCAUUCCCUAUAAAACGGUUUAAGGCCUCAGCCCACUCCCCCCAAUGAAUCCCCUGCCUACCUCUCAGUUGAGACAGCAUACUUGGACUUCUGGAAUUCUGGAAAGAUGCUGUUUGGAUGGGGACACGAGUGGUUUUCAUUCCCUGGCCCUUGCAUUCCUGCCCUUCCUCUUUGUAUAUAACGUUGCCAAGCACCUCUAUCUGGCCUGUCAUGCUGUUGCUCUUUUUUUAUAAAGCAAAAAACAUAAUAAAGUCACCAAGAGA